Molecule: messenger RNA, 1463 nt
Organism: Microtus ochrogaster (prairie vole)
Lineage: Eukaryota; Metazoa; Chordata; Mammalia; Rodentia; Cricetidae
Gene: Eme2
Product: essential meiotic structure-specific endonuclease subunit 2
Biological process (GO): double-strand break repair; resolution of meiotic recombination intermediates; replication fork processing
Cellular component (GO): Holliday junction resolvase complex; nucleus
Molecular function (GO): crossover junction DNA endonuclease activity; DNA binding
Source: RefSeq, a predicted model, not a curated record
GGUGUCCUGUACAAAAGCAUCCGGGUACAUCCGGAAGCUGUAGGAAGGGUGGACUAUGGCAGAGGGAGUACCCAGGAGAGCUACGGGCCGGCGUCGCGGCCGGGGUCGGGGCCUGGGUCAGCGGCGACCUCAAACCUGGGAGAUCUCCGACUCAGACGACGAAGGUGCCGCCACUAGGAAGGUGGGCACGCAAGCCUCGAGUACAGCAAGCGAGCGCAGGACUGCGGCCAAGGCAUUACGGGCAGAUCAGGUCCUGAGUCGCCUAGCGGUGUGCGUGGAUCCAGCUAUCCUGGAAGAUGCAGGUUCCGAUAUCCUAAUAGAGGCGUUGGGCACGCUAGGCUGUGAAUGCCGCAUCGAGCCGCAGCUCCUGUCCCGCAGCCUGCAGUGGAGCGUCGUGAGGACCGACCCAGCCCCCAGCAGUGUGCCGCUGGAGGUGUGGCCUGAGGAUGAGCGGGAACAGCUGCUGCUGCUAGAACCCCAGGAGUUUCUUCGGAGUGCUGUGCAGCUGUCCCAGACCACAGGUCCACCUUACUCCACGCCCUGGCUGCCUCCCAACAGUCCAGCCCGCCUCCACCUGGCUGUCAUUGGACUGGAUGCAUACAUGUGGUCUCAGCAUCCCAGUUCUCAAAGGACAUGGCAGCUAAAUAAGUCAAAGGAAGCCCACGGCAAGAUGGCCAUCAGCUGGCCGGAGGUGGAGGAGGUCCUGGUGCUGCUUCAGCUCCAUGCAGACCUGGAUGUGCUGCUGGUGGCCUCAUGGCAGGAGCUGAGUCAGUAUGUGUGUGCCUUCACCAAGGCCCUCUCCCAGCGCCCUUCCAAGCAGUACCGGGACUCCCAGGCCUUUUCCUUCUGCACAGCAGGGCACUGGGCCUCAGGUCAGCAAGUGGCCAAAGAUGGCUCUGGGCUCCGAGGAGUAUGGUGGCGACAAAUCAGACAGUUCAACCGGGUCAGCCCAGCUGUGGCUGAUGCUGUUGUCACCGCCUUCCCCUCGCCCCGCCUUCUGCAACAGGCUUUACUGGACUGCGGCACGGAACAGGAGCGCCUGAAUCUCCUAGCUGACCUCCCCGUGAAGGUCCACAGAGGCAGGCAGCCCCGGAGGGUGGGACCUGACAUUUCACGCCGAAUCUGUAUCUUCUUGACCACCACUAACCCCCACCUCCUGCUGGACCUGAGCACUUGAUCACACCUGUGACAUCCUUGGGCUGCUUCUUGCCCAAGAGACUGACUAGUCACUCUGAGAGGUAGGCAAGGAUUGGGCCCAACCAGCAUACUUUUUCAGUCUGGGGUAGACUCUGGUCAAAUGGAAGCAUCAUGAGAAGCUGGGGCCCUGGAAUGACUGGGGCUUCAACAUGCCCUUGGCCUGGAUCCUGGGUGCAGGAAGCCUGGUGGCAGAACUGAGUGCCCAUUUGGGCAAUUCCCAGUCCCAUUGCUAUCUGGAAGCUUAGGGUACAUCCUCAGGAAGUAGU